CCUCUCCACUUCUUUUACUCUCUUAAACACAAGCUCAUUGACAAUCACAUCCAUCAUGGCCAUGUUGCAAUCAACAAAGGCCCUUUUGACCAGCACACGCUCUUCUUCUUUAGCUGCAAAGACUGCGAUCCGAGCAUUCGCUACUGCAGCCCCUGUCAACCCUGCGAUCCCUCCUGCUCGUACAACCUUCGGUAACCUUUCAGAUGAGGACCGUAUUUUCACAAACAUCUAUAGCCGUCACGACUUUAGGCUCAAGGGCGCAUUGAAGCGUGGUGACUGGUACAAGACCAAGGAAAUCUUGUUGAAAGGUCACGAUUGGAUCUUGAACGAGAUGAAGGAAUCUGGUCUUCGUGGACGUGGAGGCGCCGGUUUCCCAUCUGGACUCAAAUGGAGCUUCAUGAACAAGCCCUCGGAUGGCCGUCCUCGCUACUUGGUCGUGAACGCUGACGAGGGAGAACCCGGUACCUGCAAGGAUCGCGAGAUCAUGCGCGGUGAUCCCCAUAAAUUGGUUGAGGGAUGCUUGGUUGCUGGCCGUGCUAUGAAUGCUAAUGCUGCCUACAUUUAUAUUCGUGGAGAGUUCUACAACGAGGCAUCUAAUCUCCAGAUUGCUAUUGAUGAAGCUUACAAGAACGGUCUCAUUGGAAAGAACGCCUGCGGAUCUGGAUACGACUUUGACAUCUAUAUCCACCGUGGCGGAGGAGCUUACAUUUGUGGAGAGGAGACCGCAUUGAUUGAAUCAAUCGAGGGUAAGGCUGGUAAGCCUCGUCUGAAGCCUCCAUUUCCUGCCGAUGUCGGUUUGUUUGGCUGCCCCACUACCGUUGCCAAUGUCGAAACUGUUGCUGUCGCCCCCACCAUCUUGAGACGCGGAGGUAAAUGGUUUGCAGGAUUCGGUCGCCCUCGUAACUCUGGCACCAAACUUUUCUGUAUCUCAGGACAUGUCAACAACCCUUGCACAGUUGAGGAAGAAAUGUCGAUCCCACUUAAGGAGCUGAUCGACAGGCACUGUGGAGGUGUCAAGGGAGGAUGGGAUAACUUGUUGGGCAUCAUUCCUGGAGGCUCCUCAGUCCCUGUUCUUCCUCGUGAAAUUUGCGACGAUGUCUUGAUGGAUUUCGAUGCUUUGCGUGAUGUUCAGUCUGGAUUAGGAACUGCAGCCGUCAUUGUCAUGGAUAAGUCGACUGAUAUUGUCCAGGCCAUCUCAAGGCUUUCUGCUUUUUAUAAACACGAGUCCUGUGGACAGUGCACUCCCUGCCGUGAAGGAACAUCGUGGUUGGCCAAUAUGAUGACACGGUUUGAGGCUGGUUUGGCUAGACCUAGAGAAAUUGAUAUGAUUGAGGAGUUGUCGCGUGAGAUUGAAGGACAUACAAUCUGUGCAUUGGGAGAUGCCGCUGCCUGGCCUGUCCAGGGCUUGAUCCGUCACUUCCGUCCCGAGCUGGAGGCACGCAUGGCUCAGUUCAGACAGGAGACUCAAGCUCAGGCGCAAGCCUCAGCUUAGUGAUAAAAAAAAAAGAAAAAAAAGGACAAGAGAUUGAGAGAAGCGAUAAUCCGACAAUUACCAAUUCAUUAGCUACAGUCAAUAGCAAGCCCGCAGUAUCAUAUCAUGCACAC
This is a messenger RNA of Lobosporangium transversale, 1605 nucleotides long. RefSeq lists its product as hypothetical. The coding region runs from base 56 to 1492 and encodes 478 amino acids. The record is from RefSeq and is a predicted model, not a curated record. NCBI's taxonomy places the organism in Eukaryota, Fungi, Mortierellomycota, Mortierellomycetes, Mortierellales, Mortierellaceae. Gene Ontology annotation, molecular function: FMN binding; NADH dehydrogenase (ubiquinone) activity; 4 iron, 4 sulfur cluster binding. The transcript has 4 exons.